AGGACCAGCGCGGUAUGCAUGUUAGGCUGCAUGGUAGUAAGUGUUCGUUUGAAAACGUCAGAUACUCGCCACCAAAUCUACCGAAAAAGGCGCAAGAGGCCAGGAAGAAGGUUUCAUUGUGCUUUCAGUAACGUGGUACCUUUGUCCACCGUGAGAAAGCUAGUAAGGUAGUGAUAUCCUAAAAUAAUCGAAGAUGAGCAAAGCACAUCCACCAGAGUUAAAGAAGUUCAUGGAUAAGAAGCUUUCAUUAAAAUUGAACGGUGGUCGCCAUGUCCAGGGGAUACUGCGUGGAUUUGACCCCUUCAUGAACCUGGUUAUGGACGACUGUCUGGAAAUGGCACCCGGAGGGCAGCAGAACAGCAUUGGCAUGGUGGUAAUAAGGGGAAACAGCAUCAUCAUGUUGGAGGCUCUAGAGAGAGUAUGAGGGCCUAGUCUUGGCCACCAUUGGAGGCACAACCUUAUGAUCAUAGCUUUUUUUUCUACAGCCUUUGGGUUGAUUUGUUAUUACAUAAACUAAUUCACCUCUCUCUAAAGUGUUUCCCCUGCUGACUGCAGUGCUUCAGUUGAAUAUUC
Megalops cyprinoides (Indo-Pacific tarpon) is the source of this 573-nucleotide messenger RNA. RefSeq names its product small nuclear ribonucleoprotein polypeptide G (gene snrpg). NCBI's taxonomy places the organism in Eukaryota, Metazoa, Chordata, Actinopteri, Elopiformes, Megalopidae. Gene Ontology annotation, cellular component: U1 snRNP; P granule; U2 snRNP. Gene Ontology annotation, molecular function: RNA binding. The transcript has 4 exons. Gene Ontology annotation, biological process: mRNA splicing, via spliceosome; spliceosomal snRNP assembly. The coding region runs from base 194 to 424 and encodes 76 amino acids. The record is from RefSeq and is a predicted model, not a curated record.